UAAUUAUCCUUUUCAGGUUUGUUGAAGUCGAAGUCAAAGUCACCCCGGAACAUGGUAUAUCCGUCGCCGAUGAUUCAGUCUCCACGUUGGAGUGUCGUCACAACUUGGUUUGGGCGGCCCAAGCUCCUCUCCGAUGUUUGAGCUGAGACACCUUGGUGCUCCAACCACAUCAGCCAACGCGCGAUGUACACAUCAAUAAGACUGUUUUCACGCGUAGAACUGACCAUAGCUACCACGCAUCGCUCAGCUUAGGCCUAAACCAUCUGCAAUGUUGUGGCUUGUGAAACUGUCGCUGCAGCUCCUCGAUCCUUUCUGGGAUGCAGGAUAUAAGGGUAUAGACUUCAGGACUCAGUCAUCUUUGAAGGUGGGAAGUGUGUUGAAAAGUGAUUGCCAGACUCCUACCGCGACAGCGCCAUCUUCGAAGCUUCCAGACUACUUCGACACGACCCUCGGGUGGUAUGCUGGGCCUACCGCCACAGGACCCUCACCAUGGCUUGCUCAAACAAACGCAGCUCCUUUCGUAGGAGUGUCAUACAUACCGAACACACCUCUCGAAACCCAAGCUCCAAUACCCGGCAACAAACAUGGCUACAACAUUUUCGAGCGUCUCGGCCACAUGAGCCCAUAUUUCCCUAACCCACGAGGCUUCGGAGUUCACGAGUAUCCAGUACCACCAGGCGCAAACGUUACAUGGCUCAAUAUGAUCCACCGACACGGCAGUCGCUACCCAGAAGUCACGGGCAACGAGCUACGACUUGCCCAGAAGCUCACAGACGCGAAAGGGAAAUACCAAGCUCAUGGAGCAUUGUCCUUCCUCAAUGACUGGCGUAAUGUGCUCGGAGCAGAGAUCCUCGUACCUGUUGGUAAGCAGCAGUUGUUUGACUCUGGCACUCUGCAUUAUUACCAAUACGGGCACCUAUAUCCCAACGAUGGCAGCAAGAUCAUCGCACGGACGACCACGCAAAGACGGAUGCUAGAAUCUGCGGAGUACUUCAUGGCUGGGUUCUUCGGGCUAGGUUGGACGCAGAACGCGACGCUGGAAUUGGUGAUCGAGAGCAAGGGCUUCAACAACACCCUCGCGGGAUAUAAAGGGUGCAAUCGAACAAGCUGGGACAUUGGUGGCAAAACGUCACGAGAAUGGGCCGAGACGUAUCUACAAGAUGCACAUCAACGCAUACGGGGCAACAUAACGGGCGGCUUGGACUGGACUCUGAGCGACACUUAUAGCGCACAAACUCUCUGCGCCUACGAAACCGUUGCGGUCGGCUUCUCCCACUGGUGCAACCUCUUCACGUACGAGGAAUGGGAGGCCUUCGAAUACAGCCUCGAUAUCGCUUUCGCCGCCGGUACAGGCUUCCUCUCUCCAAUAGGCCGCGCCAUCGGCAUAGGCUACGUCUCAGAAGUCCUCGCGCGCAUGCAGCAUCACGUUCUGUCUUCACCUACUGCACUAAUCAACACCACUCUCGACAACAAUACCGUCACGUUUCCCACACAACAAGCUCUCAACCUUGAUUUCAGCCACGACUCAAACAUCAUCAGCAUCUUAGUUGCCUUCGGCCUUACGCAGUUUGCAGAGUACCUCCCACCUACUCGCAUCCUACCCGAACGAGAGUUUGUAAUGGCGUACAUCGAGCCAUUCGCCGGACGCCUAGACAUCGAAGUCAUACAAGCGCCUGCUCCAAUCAAUCCCAGUCGCUCUGUGGCGGUCCAUGAGCUGUACGAAGACGGGCCUCCGACCUCUUACGUUCAUUUCGUGCUGAACCAGCGGACUGUGCCGCUGGGAAAGAGUUUGAAAGAGUGCGGUAAUCGAGAUGAUGGGUGGUGCGAGAUGACAGCGUUUUUGGAGGUGCAGAAAGUGCAGGUUGAGAAGGCAGACUUUGAGUGGGCUUGUUUCGGAGACUACGAGAUGCCAGAAUAUGGAACUGUCAGCGAUGGACGACCGCCGAGCAAAGAGUAAACGGAAGUGCCUACAUGACCCCAAGGUGAGCGAUUUUACUACAAGAUGGAAGCAUAUAAAUAAAGCUGGAGUAUCUUGACACAGUUCGCUUGAACCUAUCUGAAAUAGGC
Paraphaeosphaeria sporulosa is the source of this 2067-nucleotide messenger RNA. RefSeq names its product phosphoglycerate mutase-like protein. The transcript has 6 exons. The record is from RefSeq and is a predicted model, not a curated record. The coding region runs from base 269 to 1957 and encodes 562 amino acids. Gene Ontology annotation, molecular function: acid phosphatase activity. NCBI's taxonomy places the organism in Eukaryota, Fungi, Ascomycota, Dothideomycetes, Pleosporales, Didymosphaeriaceae.